UAACUUUUCAGAUGUGUUAAUUAAUGUGGAACAACGACUUGUGUCUUAAAAAGAGAAAGAGGGGAAAACAUAUCAGUUCCUCAAAUAUUCUGCAGUAGCAGGCAUGACUUAAAGACAGCUCUAAAUUUUCAUUAGUAUAAAAUUGUUAAAUUUAUAGACUUAGCUUCUGAAAACCUAUUGUUGAACUACUUUGAAGCCAUUCUAGUUUGUGAAUUACUAAUCUAAUUAUCCUCUUGAUUUCUGAAACAUGUUUAAGUGGAAUAGAGCCCAUCUGAAAAUGCUACAUUUGAGUUCUGCAUAGGGCAGAUAGCUAAAACUGGAAUAACAUAAUGGAAUUAUUAAGUCUAGGAUUUUGAGUGUAGAACCACUGCAUAGAUGCAUUUAAAGUUACCUAUUUCAAGUUGAUUGAAGUAGGAUAGUGAUUAAAUUUAUAAUAGCAAGCUUCUCUAUCCUCUGAGGUGAAUGAGGUUGGAAUGAAGUUGCAAACGUACCAUUUUCCCAGCAGUUCUCCUCUGCUUCAGUAAUUCACCAGUAGGUUUUCAUCAUACAUAAUUAUAAUUUAAGGGGUAAACUAAAAACAAACAAACACUUGAAUAACUUGAGUUGUAUAACUGCUGCUGCAUCUUUAAACUGGAAAUACCUUUUACGGGAACCUCAUUUUCAAAUUUGAAAUAUUAACUAUUCCACUGUCCCUUUUCUUGAAGGAAAAUAAAUCAGUAGCCAGGUAUUGAGUUUUCCAUUUAGGCCUAAUAUUUCCAACCUUGUUCACAGAUGUGAUUGAUUAGAGUUGCAAUUGGACUUCAGUGUGUGGGGAUACCACCCGUCAGCGAAUCAAAUUCAGUGAUGACAGAGUGUGCAAAAGUCAUCUUCUCAACUGCUGCCCUCAUGAUGUCCUCUCUGGAACAAGGAUGGACCUUGGAGAAUGUCUGAAGGUGCACGACUUGGCAUUAAGAGCCGAUUAUGAAAUUGCUUCCAAAGAACAAGACUUUUUCUUUGAGCUUGACGCAAUGGAUCAUCUACAGUCAUUCAUUGCUGAUUGUGAUCGAAGAACUGAAGUGGCAAAGAAAAGACUGGCUGAAACCCAAGAAGAAAUCAGUGCUGAAGUUGCAGCCAAAGCUGAAAGAGUCCAUGAAUUGAAUGAGGAAAUUGGAAAGCUGCUUGCAAAGGUAGAACAACUUGGAGCUGAUGGAAAUGUGGAAGAAUCUCAGAAAGUAAUGGAUGAAGUGGAGAAAGCAAGGGCAAAGAAAAGAGAAGCAGAGGAAGUGUACAGGAAUUCCAUGCCAGCUUCCAGCUUUCAGCAACAGAAGCUUCGAGUAUGUGAAGUAUGCUCAGCAUAUCUUGGUCUACAUGAUAAUGACAGGCGGCUUGCUGAUCAUUUCGGAGGAAAAUUGCACUUGGGCUUUAUUGAAAUAAGAGAGAAGCUUGAAGAACUCAGGAGAAUUGUGGCUGAUAAGCAAGAGAAACGAAACCAAGAACGUCUAAAGCGUAGGGAAGAAAGAGAGAAGGAAGAAAGGGAAAAGCUAAGGAGAUCUCGAUCUCAUAGCAAGAACCCUAAAAGGUCAAGAUCCCGAGAUCGCCGUAGACAUCGAUCUCGUUCUUCCUCACGUGAGCGAAAGAAAAGAACUCGCUCCAGAUCCCGUGAGAAACGUCACCGUCACAGGUCUCGUUCCACCAGUCGCAGCAGGAGCCGCAGCCACCAGAGAAGCAGGCAUAGCUCCCGGGACAGGAGCAGAGAACGCAGUUCUAAAAAAAGAUCCUCAAAAGAAAGAGCUUCCAGAGAUCAAGAACGAUCAAGAGACCGUAACAGAACAUCACAUGACAAAGAAAGGAGCCCCAGAGAAAAGUCACCUAAAGACCGAGAUUGCAAAGACAGGAAGCGUUCCUAUGAAAGUGCUAAUGGCAGAUCAGAAGACAGGAGAAGCUCAGAAGAGCGUGAAGCAGGAGAAAUAUAACUGGCUGUACAUUCACUUGAUCCUUUAGCUUCCUAUGGAGUUGCAUACUGUGGUUUAGUUUACAGUUAUUCAAAGGGACACCAGUGAGCAGUUCCACACACUGAUCCAACUAGGGUAGAUGUACAGUGUAUAAAAAUGGUUAUAAUGAAGUCUGAAUUGACCCCUUUCAGUUGAUGACAGCUAAAGCAGUGUCCUUUUUUUUCUCUUUUCCAAUAAACUUGUAAAACAUUAUUUUCAAAGAUCUCUCUUCAAAAAGACAACAAUUUUAUGUACCAAGACGUAGAUCUCAAUGUUUUAUUCUCCUUUUUCAAUACAAGUUAUAGUGAACAAACUAUAUUGUGCUCUUUGCCUUGGAUGCAUUCAAACCUUUAUAAACUACUCUAAUUUUCCUCCAGUCAAAACAGCAGCACUGAGUGGUUUUUAGGGAGGGCGGGUGGGUCCCAAAGCUUUUAAUUAACUCUAUAAUUCGGUGUUCUCAGUUGCUUCUUGAGAGCCUAGGUUUGGCAGUAUGUUUUAGAUGUGUGCUGGAGAAAAUUGAAAGUUUUUUUUUACAGUGCCCAUUUAGACUUGGAAAUUGAACAGCUGUUGCAUUUCAUCCUUUUUAUUAAUUUCUAUUGAAACUUUGAAAUCAAAACCAGUCCCAUAUCUGUACCACUUGAUUGGUAUGUGUUCAGUAUACUUGGUUCUUUUUCCAUAAGAUUUUUUCUGCUUUUUCUUGUGGGGUGUUAACUGCACAUCCUUAAUUGUAAAAAACAACAAACCAAUAAUAAAAUAAAUAAAUAAAAUAACAAUUUUGUCCCGUGAAGUACCUGUGUGUUACCCCACUCCUUCCUCACAGCUAAACUGCUUGUUGCUAAUGUCCAUCCUUUCUAUCAGGUAAAUUGUAUCUGGAACCUGCAUGGUGAUACAUUGUUUUUUACCUGGAUGGUAACACUGUGUUUGAGGCACACAGUUGUAAUAAUAUAUCCCUUUUAUGAAACAGACUAUCUGCAUUUUGAUGAACAGCAACAUUCUGUUGCUUUUACAAUGGCAGCUUCCACUUGGGGAGGUUAAGAUGUUUAUAGAAUUUGCUGUUAGCAUGCCCACACAGACUCGCUCCAGUCUAGUCACAUCUCAAAAAAAAAAUUAUUGCUGACGAUGUGAUUGGAUGAAUAUAUUUGGUACGCCACAUAUAAAUGUGUGCAUGGCCUUCAUUUGUGUUUACAAAUAAACAGUUGGAGUUGGGAGUUUGAACUGGCACUUUUCCCAUUAGAUUAUUGAGAGAAGCUAUAUAAUAUUAUACCAUCUGUUAACUGUUGAGAAGGUGCUUUUCCUCAGAGCUAAGAGUAUAAUAAUGGGGCUUCUCAAAUAGAUUUGAUUUUAGUUUCAGUCCCCUUGCAUCAGCAAAAUCAAGCACGAAACCAUUGUUUAUAUUUUUAAACUAGUUUGUUUUGAUUACUUUGCAUUUUAUAGUGAUGUUCCCCCAAUAAUUUUUAUUGGUUUUCAUUAAAAUACAAGAACAUAUAACUACAGUAACUUGUCCAGUGCUACAUUUUUACUAAGUUUCAUAUGCAGUGAGUACAUAGUACGCAGGCAAUACGUUUACUUACAUAUUGUCAACUGAAGUAGUCUUUCCAGAGAGAGUCUUGUGUCGAGAGUGGAAUAAAAGUAUAUUCUGUCUCAUUUAUAGAGGGAAAGAAAGCAAAUCAAGUCUCACCAGAAGUGUCCAUUCUUGAAGUGCUUUUAAUUACUGUACAGUAUCCUUCUGUGGUGAGUAAGGCAUUCAGAUAAAGCCACACUCCAAAUAUUUAACCAGAAGUCAAUGGCGAUAUCUGUAGAAUGUUUCCAAAUACUUAAUCUCUGCAUUUCAGGCUAUUUGAGUUUGGGUCUAAUAAUAUGUUGAGAGCUGAAUUGGGUGAGAGGGGUUGGUGUGUAAUUUUAGAAAUAACGUGAAACAUCUUUUUCCAAAAGAAGUAUACAGUAUGAACAUGCAGCUCCACCUUGCCUGAAAAUGUGAGCCCCUCUCUGCAGCCUUUCCAUCAUGGGGGAGAUACACCGAUUUAUGUUUUGGUGAGAGAGUCCAGUGCCAGCAAAAGGUAAUUUUGAGAGAAGCCACCUGCAGAUGAGCAGAGAUUACUCAUAAGGGAUGGGUUGUGCCAAAUUGAUUGCCAUGUGAUCUACCACUAUAAUCCCUAAAUUUCCCCCCUACUGUCUGCAGGCCUCCUGUAUCUCCUGUGUAUUGAUCUAAAAGAAUACAAAAAAGAUUCGUUUCCUUUUUUGUCAUAUUUUGAUUUGUUACAGAGAGACUCAAAUAAUAUAAGGGAACAAAAACCACCACACACACACCCGUUCCAAAUACCUUGCAAAGGUGCAGAAUUGAUUAGAAUGAAACCAGGUUAAGUGGGCACCAUCUGGCUUCUCUAUUAGCUCAUGAUUAGAUGUUGCUUUACCUCUAGCAAGAAGAUCUCUCAUCUGAUAGAUGCUACUCUCCAGUUUUUUAAAAUUGUCCAUAUCUGUCUUCCUGUCCAAAAGACAGGUGAUUUAACAGCAGAGUGAAAACAAGGAAUAUACAGAAUGUACAAAGCUCCAGUAUAAUUUACCCUUCAACAUUUUGUAUAAAUCUUAUGCAAUGGCUCCCAAGUACUCUCCCUCUUUCACAAUUCUGUCCCAGUAAGAUAUUUUAAAAUAGGAAUGUGUACCUCUUAAAAGGGAUGUGGGUGGCACUGGGGGUUAAACCACUGAGUUUAGGGCUUGCCGAUCAGAAGGUCGGCGGUUCAAAUCCCUGCGACAGGGUGAGCUUCCAUUGCUCGGUCCCAGCUCCUGCCAACCUAGCAA
This is a messenger RNA of Zootoca vivipara (common lizard), 4766 nucleotides long. The record is from RefSeq and is a predicted model, not a curated record. NCBI's taxonomy places the organism in Eukaryota, Metazoa, Chordata, Lepidosauria, Squamata, Lacertidae.